This is a messenger RNA of Thunnus maccoyii (southern bluefin tuna), 4110 nucleotides long. RefSeq names its product protein phosphatase 1, regulatory subunit 16A (gene ppp1r16a). The coding region runs from base 913 to 2634 and encodes 573 amino acids. Lineage: Eukaryota; Metazoa; Chordata; Actinopteri; Scombriformes; Scombridae. Gene Ontology annotation, molecular function: phosphatase regulator activity; protein binding; enzyme inhibitor activity. The transcript has 11 exons. Gene Ontology annotation, cellular component: cytoplasm. The record is from RefSeq and is a predicted model, not a curated record.
CCAGGAGCUGGAACAGCAACAGGAGCAGGAGCUGAUACAGUUUCACCGCCGCAAACCUGCACAGGAGCUACUACAGACAGUCAACUCAACAGCCCACAGUUGCAGACAGAAGAUAAUGUCACUGUAGAACGAAACGUUGAAACCCUUAUGCCUAACUUCCUUCUCAUGAAGACCUGCCAAAAAAUGCACCAACAAUGACAAGUUGACUUUGGAAUAGUCUCCACUCACCACCCAGUGCUGUUUGAAAGCUGUCAGUAGGCCUUGUGUGGAUUUAUCAGCUACUGCCAGCAUAUUGUCCCUGUGGAUUAUCAUAGACUGGCCCCUUUUUUGGAUGCAAGUCUUGGACACAGUCACCACCAGUAUGGAAAAGAAACUACGAUGGAGUAUCUAACCUGGAGAGUAGUCUGACUCUGCUUUUCUAGCUCUUUCUCUCCCCUUUCUGUGUCUUUCUCCUGCAGUGUAUCAUUGGGCAAGUUACCCACUAAUGACAUGGAUGGGAGGACUGAUGGUUGGUUGCAAUCCACGGCUUGGAUGGUUAUGUUUUGGACAUCUUUCUCCCACCUGGCACGAUAAGAGUCUAAAAGAUGGGAAAGAGACAUUGCAACAAUUCCAUGUGUUGCUUUUUUCUGAAAUCAUGGAAAUAUUCAUCACCUGAUCCCACAACAUAAGUUGCUUUAAUUUGUCGUACUUAGAGAAUUUUUUUCUUCUUGCUUGAAUUUUUUUUUUCUCGAAAAGAUGUUUUCAUCUUUUUGCACAAACUGCUAAGUCCUCACGCGCUGUCCCACAGGCCCUAAAUAGGCCUGACAGGAGGGCCUAUUUAAGGGGCACAAGGGAGGCAUAUGAGAGCUUAAUAAGUCUGAAGCUUGGAUUUAAAAUCCUCCUGGACUAAGGGAAACAUAGUGUUUUGGUGGCAUGGCAGCAGAGCACGGCGAGCUGCUGGCUGAGAUGUCCACUAUUGGGCGCCUGAGUGCCACUGAACGCCUGAAGCAUGCCCAGAAGCGGCGGGCGCAGCAGCUGAAGGCUUGGGCACAGAUGGAGAAGGAUGCCGCACGAGGAGGAAAGGCCAAAGCAGAUAAGAAGAAGGGGCGCACCAAAAAAGUGACAUUCCCCAACACCGUCACCCUGCUAGAUGCAGCUGCACGCAAUGAUGUGGAUGAGGUGAGGGAGCUGCUAAACAAUGGUGUCAACCCAGAUCUGGUCAACGAGGAUGGACUGACAGCCCUCCAUCAGUGCUGCAUUGAUGACUUUGUGGAGAUAGUGCAGUGCCUGCUGGACGCUGGAGCUUGUGUGAACGCCUGUGAUAGUGAGCUGUGGACACCGCUGCACGCUGCUGCCACCUGUGGACACACCGGACUCGUGCAGCUCCUGAUUCAGGCUGGGGCUAACCUGCUGGCUGUCAAUGCGGAUGGCAACAUGCCCUAUGACCUCUGUGAGGACGAGGCCACCCUUGAACUGCUGGAGAUGGUUAUGGCUGAACAGGGGAUAACUCAGGACCGUAUAGAUGAAUGCCGAGGGGCUAAAGAGAUGGGCAUGCUGGCUGACAUCCAGGCUCUGGUUCAGAGUGGAGCGGACUUAAACGCUCAGGAUGAUAAUGGAGCAACACUGCUCCAUAUAGCGUCUGCUAAUGGCUACAUGUCUGUGGCAGAGCUGCUGCUAGAGCACAGGGCUAAGGUGGAGGUGAAGGAUUGUGAUGGCUGGACGCCGCUACAUGCUGCCUCCUGCUGGGGACAAAUCCAAAUGGUGGAACUGCUGGUGGCACACGGAGCCAGUCUAAACACAAAGUCUGUCCUGGAGGAGACACCUCUGGAUGUGUGUAUGGAUGAGGAGGUAAGAGCCAAACUGAUGGAGCUGAAGCACAAACACGAUGCCAUCAUGAAGAGCCAGGACCGGCAGAAGGGCACACUGCAAAGACGAGCCUCCAGUACUGGAAGCAGAGGUAAAGUGGUGCGUCGUGUCAGUGUGAACGAGCGCUCCAGUUUGUACCGGCGGGAGCACCACAAAGAGGCCAUGGUGUGGCAGGAGCGCGGCCGGCAGCCAGAGCCACAGGAUGAUGAUGAGGACAGACAAACAGACAAUGAGCUGAACCAGCAUGCCACCAUGGCUGCUGGAGCGUCGUCACGUUUAGAGGAAAUGGAGUCUGCAGACAGGAAAAUCGUGUCCAGCCUGGGGAAUGGAGGGAGCUCUGUUUCUCUGGCCUCCUCUGUGCCUGGAGAGCUGUGGAGCGGUGGAGGUCGCAUGGAGCGCAGCGCCUCCUACCAGCUCAGCUCUGCAUCCGGAGCGGGAUCAGCAUCUGGGUCUGCAGAGGGUGAAGGGUCAAACAGUAUGACUCGAGAGAAAUCGCACCACACGCUGGCUGACCUGAAACGCCAGCGGGCAGCUGCCAAGCUCAACAAGUACCCAGCACCUCCACCACCUUUGCCCUCUCCCUUAGAGGAGGAGCCUCCUGUUGCAGAAGCUGAGGUGAUGACUUCUCAGGCCCAGCAGGAGCUCCAAGGGACACCCAGCACAGAGCAGGUGGCCUCCCCCAGCCAGGUGUACUUCACCCCAGCCAGCGGAGAUCCUCCGCUACUGAAACUUCGAGCCCCUGAAGAGGACCAGUCAAACAACAAGGAGCCCUGCUGUGGACUCAUGUAGACAGCCUCACACACACGCGCACACACACAUUGCCUAUAGAGUACAGAAGCUGUGCAUGUUACACUCUGAAGUGGCAAAAACAUUUCAAAACAGACAUGCUUGAAAUUAAGAUUUUUGUUCCCAAGUUAAGGCCACAUGCCAAUGAGGGUUUGAUCUGCACUGCAUUUCAGAGAUAUUUGUGCUCCCCUUGUUUAUCUUUUUUUUUUUUUUUUAAGCAAUAUGAUUCAUGUUUUACACAAAAGUCCCAGCAUUCCCAGUUGCUCCCUCUUAAUUACAGGCUGCAUUAACUGAUGGACAUCAGGUGUCCAUCUAGUGACUGAGAGAAGAACUACAGGUUCCAGUGUCUGCUGUCUCUAUGCUCAUUAGUUCAUCCAUUACUUCACUAUACAAAUAGAUUGAUGUUUGAUUGAAAAGCCUUAGAAUCAUGUGAAAGUUGAAAUAUUUAUGUAAAGCUGAAUUAAAUGAAGUUGCAUCUCAAGAUUUAUUUUAAAUUAAGAAUGAGUGAAUGAGGUUUAAGUUCUGUUUUAUUUAGUGAAUGACUGAUUUGAAGGUACAUUAUCUAUUCUUGCAUAUAUUCACUUGCAUUUAUUAUAAGAAAAAGAUGUUUGGGAGAUUGCUUGGUCAUGAUAGUUUCAGUACAGCUACUCUGAAUUAACAUUUACACCAAGUAAACAAGGACUGUUUCCUUGCUUCUUCUUUUUUUGUUUUCUCUUGGACUGAAAAUACACUGAAUUGUUUUCUUUGGUCACUUUUACAGCGCACAAAAAGCCUACAUGUCAAUAUCUGAAAUGGUGCAAUUUGUAAAUUGAGUGUUUCUUUUGAAAACAGUGUCAGUUAAUUUAUAAUUAAAUCCACAGAUAAUUUACUCAGCCCAUCAUUAUCACUGCUAGAUUUCUAUUUUGCUGUCAAUAUUUCUAUUUUUCUACCCUCUGAAUACAAUCAUGUUAUUUAUUCUAUCUGAUUCUGAAUGUGGCUCAUGGUGUACAGUUCUUGUACCAUUUUUUUUUUUGAAAGAUAAAUAUAAUUCUAUGAAGAAUUUCAGUAGGUGUGAGGGCAAGAUAUUUUGAACUAUCAAAGAGAUUAUAUAAAGUUUUAUUGUCAAACUAGUUAACUUUUCAUAUGAUGAUUUAUCAGAGGUUGGUGCCUUUUAUUAGGUGGCAGAUUUAAUUUAGGUUUGCAAUGCUUGCACAAAGUCCCAUGUGUAAAUUUGGUGAGCUGUGGGAUAAAAUGAUCAGAUGUGGACUCCAGCUGUCAAUGCACUCCAUUUUCUUUAUUGCAUUUCAGUUUUGUUAGUGAUUUUUACUGUGCCCUGUUUAGACAAGACAAAAAAAAGCUUUGUUUUCAGAAAUGAUUUUUGUAUUUUUUUUUUUUUUUUUUUAUGCAAGUGGUCUUAUUUAAUGGAUGUGGAAAUUGUGACUGGUUAUGUCUGAUUAUUUUUUUUGAAGGAUGGAAUCAGAUAAACGUGUUUGAAAUGAA